AUGAAAAGACCGGCAUUGCGCAUCCUGGGCUUUGGGCGCAAAGCCAAACCCGUAUUACGGGCACACUCGACCCUUGCCGGUGAGCUGAGUCGGGAAUUGACAUCGCGGAGAUUGCCUCUAACCUUCGACUAUCUACAUACUCAACCCUCGCAUCUCCUUGAUUUGACGUUACGGGACAUCCUUCCCCAUUCUCGGCCUCUGGGAAGAGAAGACUCGGUUCUUCCCUCGGUGAAAUCCGCCUUCCCUUUACCGGCGGGCCAUCACUUGGUUUAUUUUCCUCCUCAGGUCACGCUCUCGCAGCUAUUAGCAGACGGCACCGAUACCCUUCAUAGCCCAGGCGGACCCUUUAACCGGCGUCUGUGGGCUGGUGGGAGAGUCAGAUUCCCAACCCGUAGUGGAUUGGUCCUCGACGGUAGUCGAGCCGUCUGUAUCGAAACGAUUCGCGACAUAGUGUGCAAAGGACGACCAGGGGAGGAGAAGGUUAUUGUCAGAAUAGAGCGGCGCAUUGGUCCGGUUCAGGAGUCGGAGCAAGAAGACAGUAUCCGAGCCCGCCUCUGGAGGGAGGAUGAAGAAGACUUCGGGCAGUCAUCCAUUAUCGAAAACCGAGACUUGAUAUUCAUGCGCGAGAAGUCUCCCGAAGAACUAGCUCGCGACCAGGUGAAUUUUCAAAAACAACGAAUUGUAAAAUCACCAUCGGACGCUGCAUUUCGUUAUAACAUCACGCCCACCAAGACCUUGCUAUUCCGCUUCUCUGCACUCACAUUCAACGCCCACGCUAUCCACCUGGACGAAGCCUACACGCGAGACGCGGAGGGCUUCCGAGGGCUUCUCGUCCAUGGUCCCUUGACCUUGACUUUACUACUAACGGCCAUCCAGCCUCAUCUGGCCAAGCUUAAUCGAACGAUCAGAGAGAUCGAAUACAAAAACCUCACUCCAGUGUACGCCGAAGAGACAUUAUCAGUGUGCGGGAAACCCAAACCAGCCGAUCCCAAUGCCGCUUGGGAUGUGUGGAUUGAAGGUAAAGAAGGAGGUCUAGCCGUUCGAGGAUCUGUUAGAUUUGAUGCUAUGUAG
This is a messenger RNA of Aspergillus melleus, 1071 nucleotides long. RefSeq lists its product as uncharacterized. Gene Ontology annotation, cellular component: mitochondrion. NCBI's taxonomy places the organism in Eukaryota, Fungi, Ascomycota, Eurotiomycetes, Eurotiales, Aspergillaceae. The record is from RefSeq and is a predicted model, not a curated record. Gene Ontology annotation, molecular function: (3R)-hydroxyacyl-[acyl-carrier-protein] dehydratase activity. The transcript has 2 exons. Bases 1 to 1071 code for a protein of 356 amino acids.